Molecule: messenger RNA, 5279 nt
Organism: Dromiciops gliroides (monito del monte)
Lineage: Eukaryota; Metazoa; Chordata; Mammalia; Microbiotheria; Microbiotheriidae
Gene: ZNF800
Product: zinc finger protein 800
Exons: 5
Coding region: 338-2338 (666 amino acids)
Source: RefSeq, a predicted model, not a curated record
UUAAAAUUACUAGUCUCAUUUUUGUCGUGACUUGUCGUCUGUCGCCGACUCCACGCCCCCACCCCCAUCCCCGGAGCCAUGCGCCCGAAGCGGGGGUUGCGGGCAGAGAGGAGACACCUUCUCGUCCUGGCUAAGGCUCCACGCCUGCUUCCCCACCCCGGGCUUCCGUCCCUCCCUUCCUCCCUCGCUCCCUGGCAGGGAAGGGAGGCCCCUUCUGCGCUGCCCCGCGGCGCCAGGGAGAGGAGGGCACGGGAGGGGAGGGGGCUCCUCAUCUUUCAGAAGAGCCGCAAUGAGGAGCUUCGAACUGUAGAAGGAAAGUAGGUCGCACCCACUGAAAAUGCCUCUAAGGGACAAGUGCUGUCAGACUGACCACCAUCAUCAUGGAUGCUGUGAACCAGUGUAUAUUCUGGAACCUGGAGAUCCUCCUUUGUUACAGCAACCACUGCAGACUUCCAAAUCUGGCAUUCAACAAAUUAUUGAAUGCUUUCGAUCAGGAACUAAACAACUAAAACACAUUUUAUUAAGAGAUGUGGACACAAUUUUUGAGUGUAAAUUAUGUCGCAGUCUCUUCAGAGGAUUACCAAAUUUAAUUACUCAUAAAAAAUUCUACUGCCCUCCAAGUCUCCAGAUGGAUGACAACCUUCCUGAUGUAAAUGAUAAACAAAGCCAAGCCAUAAAUGAUCUUCUAGAAGCCAUUUAUCCAAGUGUGGACAAGCGAGAAUAUAUUAUUAGGCUAGAACCCAUAGAAACUAAUCAGAAUGCAGUGUUUCAGUAUAUUUCAAGGACUAAUAAUCCAGCUGAGGUCACUGAGUCAAGUAAUUCUCCUGAUCAAACUCAAGUUCAGAUGCAAGAACCUAACAUUGAACAGUCCAAAACAACUCCAGUUCCAGAUACAGAAGUAGAAAUUGUAGAGCCCCCGCCUGCAGAAACAGUUGUGAAUGAAGCAACACCAACUUCUGAUGAACAGCCUCAGGAAUCACAUACUGACUUGGAAACUUCUGAUAAUUCUGAUUUUGGCCACCAGUUGAUUUGUUGUCUUUGUAGAAAAGAAUUCAAUUCCAGACGCGGUGUUCGUCGGCACAUUAGAAAAGUACACAAAAAAAAGAUGGAAGAACUAAAGAAGUAUAUUGAAACACGAAAGAAUCCGAACCAGUCUUCUACUAAAGGACGCAGUAAGAAUGUUCUAGUAACAUUGAGUAGGAGUUGUCCAGUAUGUUAUAAAUCAUUUGCUACAAAAGCGAAUGUAAGGAGGCAUUUUGAUGAAGUUCAUAGAGGACUGAGGAGGGAUUCAAUUACUCCUGAUAUAGCUACAAAGCCUGGGCAGCCUUUGUUCCUGGAUACUGUUUCUCCUAAAAAAUCUUUUAAGACUCGGAAACAAAAGUCUUCUUCAAAGGCUGAAUACAAUUUAACUGCAUGCAAAUGCCUUCUUUGCAAGAGGAAAUAUAGUUCACAAAUAAUGCUUAAAAGACAUAUGCAAAUUGUCCACAAGAUAACUCUUUCUGGAACAAACUCUAAAAGAGAGAAAGGCCCUAAUAAUACUGCCAACAGCACAGAAAUAAAAGUAAAAGUUGAACCAUCAGACUCCGUAGAAUCUUCACCCCCUUCUAUUACCCAUUCUCCACAGAAUGAAUUAAAGGGAACAAAUCAUUCAAAUGAGAAAAAGAACACACCGGCAGCACAGAAAAAUAAAGUUAAGCAAGACUCGGACAGCCCUAAAUCAACGAGCCCUUCUGCUGCAGGUGGCCAGCAAAAAACCAGGAAACCAAAACUUUCAGCUGGCUUUGACUUCAAGCAGCUUUACUGUAAACUUUGUAAACGCCAAUUUACUUCCAAACAGAACUUGACUAAACACAUUGAGUUGCACACAGAUGGAAAUAACAUUUAUGUUAAAUUUUAUAAGUGUCCACUUUGCACUUAUGAAACGCGUCGGAAACGUGAUGUGAUAAGGCACAUAACUGUGGUUCACAAAAAAUCAUCACGUUAUCUUGGGAAAAUCACAGCCAGUUUAGAGAUCAGAGCUAUAAAAAAGCCCAUUGAUUUUGUUCUAAAUAAAGUGGCAAAAAGAGGCCCUCCAAGGGACGAAGCGAAGCAAAACGAUUCAAAACAUGAUGGAACUUCUAAUUCUCCCAACAAAAAGUAUGAAGUAGCUGAUGUUGGCAUUGAAGUAAAAGUCACAAAAAACUUUUCUCUUCACAGAUGCAAUAAGUGUGGAAAGGCAUUUGCAAAAAAGACUUACCUUGAACAUCAUAAGAAAACUCAUAAGGCAAAUGCUUCUAAUUCACCUGAAGGAAAUAAAACCAAAGGCCGAAGUACAAGAUCUAAGGCUCUUGUCUGGUGAGGAACAGUUACAGAGUUUUGCUUCCCCCUUACCCCCCUUUCAAACUAAAAAGAUAUCAUUUGGCCAUAAUUUAUAGCAGGUUCCAUUUUAACAGCUAACAUGCCACAUAUCUGAUGGCAGUGGGAACUGAGGAGAAAUGUACAUAUUGCAUUUACUUCAGUGACCUUUAUUCCACUGACUUGGGAACAAAAGUUAACUUCAGAGCUUAUCUUCUACAGGACAAUGCAACAUAGCUAUAGGUAGCAUGGAGCCAGUGCUAUUCUUUUAAUAUUGUAAAAAUAUGUGCAUUUAUAUUGGCUUAUGUUUAUAGUAGAAGUCCUCUGUUUUACUAACUUUGCACAGAUUUGAUUCAGCAACUUAGUCUACUAAUGAACUUUAUGCAGGAAAGUUACAGAGAUAAUAGAAUGAAGAUUUGUGAAGGCUAUAAUUAUAGGAAAAAUCUUUUAAGGCACUGUAAUUAUUGUAAAAUUGAUUUGUGAUGGCUAAAUAAAGUGCUACACAGAAAAAUCUCUAAAUUAAUUUAGAAUAAUUAGCAGUAAUGAAACCUUUAUUAAUUACUUUUAACAUAGUGUUUCAAGGCAAGGGGAAAACUUAGUAAACAAAAUUUGGAAUUUGUUUUCUUGUAAGGUUUUUUGGUUAACUGUUUUUUAGUUUUGUGCUGUGGAAAAAAAAUGAUAAUUUAGUUAGUCCCACAAUGUUUUAUUUUUCCCCCUUUUGUUCAAAUAAACUUUUUGGUGAUUAUUUCAACUUAAUUAAUAAUUUUACCUCAAGGGUUUUUUGUUUUACUUCAUUUUUAUAUGUGUAGUAGGAAGUAGGUUAACAGCCCUAAUAGGGAAGAAAAGAGACAUUUUAAAUACUACAUUUUAAGAAUUUUACAUUUUGGAAUAAACGUUUUAAAAUGCAGUAUAAAAUACAAAAUAAAUUACCCAUCCUCUACUUGUUUUAGCAAGUACAUGCAUUUUAAAGAAUUUAUCAUUGAGUACCCCGGGGCAGGGGUGGGAGGCAGCUAGGUGGUGCAGUGGAUAAAGCACUGGCCCUGGAUUCAGGAGGACCUGAGUGCAAAUGCGGCCUCAGACACUUGACACUAGCUGUAUGACCCUGGGCAAGUCAUUUAACCCUCAUUGCCCUGUCCCCCCCCCAAAAAAAACCAAAACAAUAUUUGAGUACCCCCUGAAUUGAGGCCUCUGAUGAAUAUUAAUUUUUGGAUUCAGCUUCUAAAGCAGCUAACUUAGUUUGAUUAUUGAGUAGCUUAAACUGUAUGUACAAGCUUAAAGUCACAAACCUUUCCUUCUAUUUAUGUGGAAAACUUUAAAUGAAAUUAUCAUUUAUUAUUCAUUUUUACUAUUGUAUAACUUUAAGAUUUUAUUGGCAAACUCAAAGGUGUUAAUUUAUUCCCAUUUCUCCUCAGAUAACUUCAAGUGAUGUACGGAAAGGUUUGGAGUUCAUUUGUGUGGAAAGACUUUAAAUUGGUGUUAGAACCACUAACGUCUUCAAAUGGUACUAUAAAGAAAAAAAGAAAAAUAUUUUCAUAAAUAUUCAACUGUUACUGCUGUUUUCUUACUAAAUUAAUAACCAUCUGACUACGUUUCUAAGGCCAUUGCCUCUUCCAACACUUUCAAGUAGCUGUGAAGUUAACCUUAUUCUACCUACAUCAUAGUUUGUCUUACCUUGUGUGUUUGGUCUACAGGCUCAUCCUACUGUAUUUAAAAACGAGAAAAUGCAAAAUAUGUUUUCCCUUAAAGACCAGAAGCUUUAGGCAGUCAACAACCUGAGGGAAUAUCUCUGCUGAUGGUAUUAUUUGACAAGAAGUUCUAUCAGUUUCAUUUUAUUUGGCAAGAUUUUCAUCCAGGUUAUGUGCAUGAUUUCAGAAAUUUUCUCCAGUUGAAUGUAUGCUAAGAACAGUCUAUUAAAACACAGGAACUCAAGUCAGCUGAAUAUUAGUACUCGUCCUCACAUCAGUUCAUCUCCAACUGAUUUUCUUGUGUAAUGAAAGUUUCAUUGUACUAAAAAUAGUAUAGAGAAAGUUCUAGUUCAUUUUCAUGCAUGGUUCAUAGUAACACCUUUAAUUUGUAAAAAUCUGAGGUUUUUAUGGAAAUCAAACAUUCCCCUAUUUUUUCUUUAAAUUUUAUACACAAGCACUUUAAUGAUAGAUGCAACUUAAUUUUUCAGUUUCUAUUUUUUUAAAUGGGCAACACAUUUACUAAUGUUAAUAUGAAGGUAGUAAAUAUCUUACUGAUAUUUUAUAUUUACAGACAAUCCAUGCACAACCACUUCUUAUGAUGUUAGUUUUGUUUCUUUAAAUAUUGCUACAUAGGGAGGAAGGAAAGAGAAACCAAGAAAACUUUUUUCUCUCAAGAAAAUUUUAAGUGACCUCUUUAGAUAACAUUUGAUUUUUGCUAUAAAAUUUGCAAAAUAAUGAAUUCUUUUCCAAUGAAUUCUUUUCCAAUUUAUAAUAAAUCAAGAUUUUAGGGAAAAAAAGGCAAACCUAUCAUUACAAAUUUCUUGAUAGGUUUCUGUGUACCAACAUUUUGUACUUUUUAGGAAAAACCAUUUUGCUUUUUAGAAAUUUGUGUUAAAAUUAUCCUAAUUUCAAAACGUUCAAGAGAAAAUAUACCAUGUUUUUAUAAUAGGUUCAUACCUGUAAUUAGGAGGGACUCUGUUUCCAUUACUUUUUGUAUAAAAUCUAAAAAUGUUGAAGAUCAUAAGGUCAUAAGAAUUAAAUGCUUCUAUAGAUAGAAAAACAUUUAGCCUUCCUAGUGCUUUGCACUAAAAUAUACUGUGAAAGGAAACUAGAAAGACUGUAACUGUUGCUGGAAAUGUUCUAUAUUGAAUGUACAUUCUUUUGUUUGGACAAAUGUACUGUAUGUGAUGGAAAUAAACCAGACUCGAAGUCACUUCAGCUAAAUGUGCUUCAACAAAGGUGCAUUGGUUGAACCAUAAA